Molecule: messenger RNA, 860 nt
Organism: Ruditapes philippinarum (Manila clam)
Lineage: Eukaryota; Metazoa; Mollusca; Bivalvia; Venerida; Veneridae
Exons: 6
Coding region: 194-844 (216 amino acids)
Source: RefSeq, a predicted model, not a curated record
AGAAUUGCCGGAGAGAGACUGUGACAAAAUAAUAAGUGAUGAUGCUGAUAAUUAUGGCAUAGAAUUUAUAGUACCAAAUUCUACAAAAAUAUUUCUAACAAACGCUAGUCCUUUUGAUGUUCGUGCUCAAGUUUAUGACAGAGAUGGGACUCUACAAGGAGGAUAUUCUUUGGUUCCUUCUAACAAUACAAUAAUGAUUGAGCCCGCUCAAAGUGAUGUAAUAUUCAUUAAAGCUACAGCUGAAAUUUCAGUUUACGCGGUGCAAUCAAAUUAUGGCUAUUCUGUUAUCCCUGUAGAUGUUCUUGGUCCUAAUUACGUGUACCACAACAUUACAAAUGAGGAGUGUACGUCCUAUUCAUUCGCAGAAUAUUCUGCACAAAAGACUGUUAUAGAGACAACACCUUUUGAAGUAACUUCAGCAGAUCAAUACCUGUUCCAAGAAGGUCGUCCACGCGCUGUGUUUUGCGGUACAAGCAAUUAUUUUGUUCAGAUUCCACCUCGCGAGAGUCUUGGAACUCAUCAUUUCAUUCCACAAUUAGUCAUUGAAGCAAAUGAAGAGGCAAAGAUCCGUCUUGUUGCCAGCGAGGACAGUACAGUUGUAACAAUACGCGGGAAUUAUGAUAAUCUAGACACAAUCGAACUUAAUGGAGAUGGUUAUACACGGGAAGUUGUUCCAAAUAUGGUGUACAACAUUUCAUCAACGAAACCUAUUUUAGUGCUACUCCAGAUAACAGAUUAUCUCUGGACGUCUGUAAUUGCUAUCCCUCCAGUGAGACAAUAUAAAACAAAGCACAAUUUUCAUAACUUGUAUAUCGACCAGACGUUUCAACCACAGUCAAGGUAAGAUUCCAUUAUCUAGA